CCAAUGUACGCGAGCUGGCGGAGAACUACGAUUGGUAUAUUCUGCCGGUUGUGAAUCCCGACGGGCUCCACUACACCAAGACGGUGAACCGGAUGUGGCGCAAGAAUCGAUAUCCCCACAACGUGCUGUGCUACGGAGUGGAUAUGAACCGUAACUUCCCCGGACACUGGAUGGAGGGAGGAGCAUCAGCCGUUCCAUGCACGGACACUUACGCUGGGCCGGAACCGGGAUCGGAAAUCGAGACCAAAAACGUCAUGAACUACUUCAUGAGCGUCAAGGACAACAUUCACGCCUAUCUCUCUUUCCACUCGUACGGGCAGUACAUUCUAUUUCCAUUCGGACACACAGGAGCUGAAUAUUCGGAGAACUACUACGAUAUGAUGGAAAUGGGAGAGGCGAGCGCCAUUGCUAUUUACGGAAGAUACGGUACCGCCUAUGAAGUAGGCACAACAGCUGAUGUAUUAUACAUCGCGUCGGGAUCUUCCCCUGACUGGGCCCACGGUACACAGGGUACCCCCGUAGCCGCGACGUUCGAAUUCCGUGAUAACGGGUACCACGGGUUCAUUCUGCCCCCCGAACAAAUCAUACCCAACGCCAUGGAAGUAAUGGACGGUUUGAUAGCCUUCCUGCGGAAAGGCAAGGAGAUUGGCUACUUCACGGUGUGAGCUAGUGGAUCGUUUUUUCUUAACACUCUUAUCAGCGAUCGACGCACCGUCGAGAUAACGAAGGUCAUGGAUUCGAUUGGGGUGUGAAACAAUGUGAUGCUUAAUAAUAAACAAAACGGAUCGGUUGCCGUCUA
This is a messenger RNA of Anopheles bellator, 799 nucleotides long. Its product is annotated as zinc carboxypeptidase-like. Gene Ontology annotation, molecular function: zinc ion binding; metallocarboxypeptidase activity. Gene Ontology annotation, biological process: proteolysis. Lineage: Eukaryota; Metazoa; Arthropoda; Insecta; Diptera; Culicidae. The coding region runs from base 93 to 665 and encodes 190 amino acids. The record is from RefSeq and is a predicted model, not a curated record. The transcript has 3 exons.